GAUUGUCCAUGCGUAAGUAUGGAGAACCUUGUAUAUACGAUGUCGACGAACAUAAUAGUAUAAGUACACUGGCUGUGCCCUCUCCAUUGAGAUCAUCACAACAGCUUCACUCAAUUCACAGAGCCUCUUCUCUCUCUCACUCCUCGAUCAAUAUCUUCAAACAGUCCACAAGAUGCGUUACGCAAUCGCCGCCUCCGCCCUUCUCGGCGCUGUUGCUGCUGCUCCUCAGAUGAUCAACAUCGACGCUGCUCUGGCUGUUCCCACUCCUACCAUCCUUGGCCCCAAGGUUGAGGAGACCAAGGCUGCUCCUAUCUCCUACAACCCCACAGUUGCUGCUUCCGCUGUUGCCGUCGUUGUCAAGGAGGAGGGUGUUAUUGAGAAGCGUGUCGUCGCAGACAGCUGCGGUGCGCAGCUCCCCGGUGGUGUUGGCCAAGUCCCUGGCGAUGGCAGCGUCUCCGCUUAUCUUGACAAGAACGGCGACUUGAGGAAGGCUGCCCAGGCUGCUACAGCUGAUACAGCUCCAUCGGGCUACACGCAGUCUUUCCAGGACUUGACCGGAAGCUCCCAGCAGGUAGGCUACCUUACCUACAAGAACCUCGACACCUACUCCCCUCAGGCUUGCGCGGACUUCUGCGAUUCCGAGAAGUACUGCCAGGGUUUCAACGUUUACUUCGAACGUGACCCCAAGUUCGAGCCCAAGGACGGAUGUGCAAACCCUCCCGCAGUCACCAACAUCAAGUGCUCGAUCUAUGGCUACAAUGUUGCCGCGAAGGCUGCUACAAACGACGGCCAGUGGCGCGGUCCCCAGGAUGCCAACGGUGAAUCUUUCCACGUUGUCAUCACUGGUUCCAACGGUUACUCCAAGAACAGCAGGGCCCUUCCCUCAAUCACCGACUUCAACGCUGGUGAAGCUCUCCCUGCUGCGAUCAAUGCUCCUCUUGAUAACGGCUACGACACAUACAACGGCAUGAGGCUGUUCAACAACAACCCUUAUGACCCCGCUCUCUGCGCUGCUGCUUGCGAGGCCCAGACUGAGUACGAUGUCGCACACCCGGCGGCCGAUGGCAGCUACAAGGCAUGCAACUUCUUCACCUCGUACGUUCUUACCAAGAACGAUGUUCCCCUCGGUACCUACUGCGCUCUGUACACUCGCUCGUGGGACCGCACCUACGCCGUCAACACUGGCUUCUUCGAUGGCGACGACGUGUACUCCGUCCGCAACGCCGCUUCCUACGCGCUCACCAACUUCAAGGCCUCCGUCAAGCCUACUGCCCAGCAGUAAUUGCAUCUCCAUUGUCGAGACAACACGUGCCUACGCUUUCAGGAUGCUUACGAAUCUAUAUCUCUUUCAUUUCUUCACUACC
This is a messenger RNA of Boeremia exigua, 1364 nucleotides long. RefSeq lists its product as uncharacterized. NCBI's taxonomy places the organism in Eukaryota, Fungi, Ascomycota, Dothideomycetes, Pleosporales, Didymellaceae. Bases 173 to 1282 code for a protein of 369 amino acids. The record is from RefSeq and is a predicted model, not a curated record. The transcript has a single exon.